Messenger RNA from Rubroshorea leprosula, 1571 nucleotides. NCBI's taxonomy places the organism in Eukaryota, Viridiplantae, Streptophyta, Magnoliopsida, Malvales, Dipterocarpaceae. The record is from the annotation of a GenBank genome assembly.
UUAGAGGCCUAAGUGGAGAAUUUGGUUUCAUAAAUGGACAACUUGACUCCUCUGUUUUCCAGAUUAUUAAUAAAUGUAACGGAGUAUUCCACUUCCAAAUCAAAUCUUGGAACAAUCAUAUGGCCGGGGGAUUCACAGGUCGUUCCAAAAGGCUGGGAGAUUCCGACGAACGGAAAGAGGUUGAAGAUUGGAGUUCCGGUGAAGAAUGGAUUCAACGAAUUCGUCAAAGUACCACCUGGUACAAUCCCCAAUUCAAUAGUCACCCCCUUCGGUUAUUGCAUAGAUGUCUUCAAUGCUGUCAUGGAGGCAAUGCCAUAUGCAGUCUCCUAUGAUUUCUAUGCAUUUGAAAAGCCCGACGGCGAGAUGGCCGGCGAUUACAAUGAACUAAUCAAUCAAGUCUUCUAUGGGGUAAGUCCUUUUGAAUUUGCAUUAGCUUUCACUCUGUUAAUCAUUAGGCCUAGUGUUGCUUUCUUAAUUAACAACACUAUCCUUGCUGAACAGAACUACGACGCGGUUGUCGGAGACGUCUGUAUUGUGGCAAACAGGUCAUCUUACGUUGACUUCACGUUACCAUUCACCGAGUCUGGAGUGGUGAUGGUGGUGCCUAUUAGAAGAGACCUGAACAAGAACGCAUGGGUGUUCUUGAAGCCUUUGACAUGGGACCUCUGGAUCACUAGUGGUUGCUUCUUCGUCUUCAUCGGAUUCAUCAUCUGGGUUCUUGAACAUAGAGUCAAUGAAGAUUUCCGCGGACCGCCUUCGAAUCACAUUGGAACCAGCUACUGGUUCUCCUUCUCCACGAUGACUUUCUCACAACGGGAGAGGGUAGUGAGCAAUCUAGCAAGGUUUGUGGUGGUGAUAUGGUGCUUUGUGGUCCUCAUUCUCACGCAGAGUUACACGGCCAGCUUAGCUUCUCUUUUGACAGUUCAACAGUUGCAGCCAACGGUGACCGACAUAAAUGAGCUGUUAAGGAAAAAGGAGAAUGUUGGGUACCACGAUGGCUCCUUUGUCCAGGGAAUCAUUCAGAGGUUGGGAUUCGAUCCAUCCAAUAUGAAGAACUUUAAUUCAACUGAUGAUCUCAAUGAACUUUUCACCAAGGGAAGUGCAAACGGCGGUAUUGCAGCUGCUUUUGAUGAAAUUCCCUACAUGAAGCUGUUUCUUGCAAAAUAUUGCAAUUACACCACCUUGGAACCAACUUUUAAGACUGAUGGCUUUGGAUUUGUCUUUCCAAAAGGUUCUCCUCUUGUAGCGGAUGUUUCGAGGGCAGUCUUAACUGUCAUAGAAGACACAAGCUGCUCGACUCAGGCAUUUGAUGCAGCUUCCCAGUUUCCAGUUUCUUCAAAAGAACAAAUCAGUCUUGUUGCUUUAAGGCCAUCCAUUACUGGCAUGCAAACAUCUUGCAAAAUUCAUGUGGAACAUGGUUACCAGAAUGUUAUAGUUCUACCAUUCCUCUAAAAUUAACAAAGCUUUUAGGACCACAAUUGAUGUAAGAUAAGUGUAUUCAUGUUCUCUAAAUUUGAAGAUAGCCUCUCUCUGCAUUAAGGCUUAUUAUGUUAAGGGUGUGAUGGGUAGAU